CAUAACAUAAAACAAACAAAGAGAGUAACAAACUAGAAAACUGCAACUGAAGUGCGGUGCAGUUUCGCGUCGCAUUCCUUUGUUACAACAACAAGUGCCCGCAACGUGCAAUUUAAAACAUUUUUGACCUAAGGGACUAUUUGUGAAAAGUGUUUGAUAUUUACUGCUUGCCUGGACAUAAAACCAGCCGUGUGACUCAUCAAAAAAUUCACAGCCAAUAUUCACAAUGGCCGCCAACAACAAUAGCAACAACGAAAUCGAGUCCACCGACCAGGUAGGCAUACGAGUCGAGGUCGCCACCAACACCGACGAUAUUACCGAUGCCUUUGGCUCUGUGGGCAACAGCAGCAGCAGCAGCGGCGGCGCAUCGACCUCCGCAAUUCACAAACAAAACAGUUAUGGCAGCGGCGCCAUUGGGCAGCUGGCCUCAAACGGGUACAGUUCGUCCAGCUAUCACAAAUAUGUGGCCAAAAUGGUUACCGAUCGACAUGCUGCCGAGUACAACAUGCGGCACAAGAAUCGCGGCAUGGCAAUCAUAUUUAAUCAUGAACAUUUCGAGGUGCCCACACUAAAAUCCCGUGCUGGUACGAAUGUGGACUGUGAGAAUCUGUCACGUGUGCUCAAACAGCUGGACUUUGAUGUCUCUGUGUACAAGGACUGUCGAUACCCGGAGAUUUUGAGCACAAUUAAGUAUGUGUCAUCGCAGAAUCACGAGCACAACGAUUGCAUACUCGUGGCCAUACUCUCACACGGCGAAAUGGGCUACAUUUAUGCAAAGGAUACUCAGUACAAGCUGGACAAUAUCUGGAGCCACUUCACGGCCAAUCACUGUCCCACGCUGGCUGGCAAACCCAAGCUGUUCUUUAUACAGGCCUGCCAGGGCGACCGCUUGGACACGGGUGUCACAAUGCAACGCGGUCGCACCGAAACCGACGGCGACUCCUCAAUGAGCUACAAGAUACCCAUCCACGCCGACUUUCUGAUUGCCUACUCCACCAUACCAGGCUUUUACUCAUGGCGUAACACCACGCGCGGCAGCUGGUUCAUGCAAAGUCUGUGCGCUGAGCUGGCCGCCAACGGCAAACGUCUGGACAUUCUCACCCUGCUUACGUUCGUCUGUCAGCGUGUCGCUGUUGAUUUCGAGUCCUGCACACCGGACACACCAGAUAUGCAUCAGCAGAAGCAAAUACCCUGUAUUACCACAAUGCUGACACGCAUAUUGCUAUUCAGCGAUAAGGAAAAAGCUCCGGCUGGACGUAAUUAAUUAACGAUUCAUUCUAAUUGGUUGCUAGAGCUGAUUAACUCCUCUGAUGGUGUUCGUGCAGCUGCGGGCAGUGUGAUAUAAAAUGUUAUAUAUGAGACGCUCAAGCUGUUGAAGAAACAAAUGAAUCACAAAUAACUUAAUUAUCCAAACUCUAAAUAUUGAAAUUAUCUAAAGAUAGUACUAUUAGAGUAAUUUCCUAUGAAAUUGCCAGCUCCUGCCAUGUCUUUAUCUUUGUCUAUUAAGUGUCCAUUGUCCAUAUUUUACAAUUUUAUA
Drosophila virilis is the source of this 1537-nucleotide messenger RNA. RefSeq names its product Death related ICE-like caspase (gene Drice). Gene Ontology annotation, cellular component: cytoplasm. The record is from RefSeq and is a predicted model, not a curated record. Gene Ontology annotation, biological process: apoptotic process; positive regulation of neuron apoptotic process; proteolysis. Lineage: Eukaryota; Metazoa; Arthropoda; Insecta; Diptera; Drosophilidae.